AUGGUGGAACCGGAAUAUUCUCUGUUUCCCGGCGGAGACAAGCCGGAGCAAAAACAGCCGCCGGCGUCAAAUGAAGAAGACAAAUCUCCAGAAAGGGUUUACGGUUUAGAUCGUGUGGUGAUGAAAGGAAAUUCAGAAAAAAUCGUAGAGGAGAUUGAGGAAAGGGCUUCAUCGAUUCUUAGGUUCUCGCUUGAGCGUGAGAAAAUUGAGGAAGAGUUUGAUAAAAUGAGAGUCUCGCUGGAGAUAAAGGAAGAGAGACUGAGAGUGGUUGAAGUGAAGGAAAAAGAAACUGGUUUGCUUGAGGAGUCGAUAUCUGAGAAACAAAGAGUAUUACAAGAGAAAGAGACUGAAUCUGAUUUGAGACAGGUCAUUGAAGCAACCCUCAUGAGACUGGUGAUUGAGAAGCGGAGUGAAGAAGCAGUGACCCAACUUGAAACACAAGAGAAUAACCUUUGUUUGCUUCGCCAUUCCAUGACAAAGGCACUUGAAGAUAUGGUGAGUGAGUUUGCAGGGAAGAAAGAGGAGGCUGGAUUGCUUUUUGAGUCAAUCGAUGACAAAUUGUGUGAGUUAGACAAGGCAGAGAAGAAUUUUGAUCUGAAACAAAGUGUUGAGAUUGAGAGAAGGAACGAGGAAAGUAAGCAGCUUGAAGCAAAGAAGACUGCGCUCAGCUUACUUGAAGAAAGUAUCAGUGACAAGUCUGCUGAGUUGAAGAGAAAGGAGGAGACUUUUGAGCUAAAACUGAAAGAAGAAGCUGAUAAAUGGAGAGAGGAGACUGAAAUGAAGAGCAAAGAUCUUGAAAUUAUGGUGAAGACACUGGAAAAAAGGUUGAAAGAAGUUAAAUUGAAGCAGAUGGAGUUUGAAGAAGAACCAACACACCAAGUUAUAGACGAAGUGACUCGAAAGAGAUCCAACCUUGAAUUUGAGCCUCCCUUGUUGGUAAAGAACAAUAGUGAUGCUGGUUCGCUUACUCGGCUAGCGAAAAGACACAAAUCUCAUGAAGAAGAACAAGUGGCUUGUGCGCUACAUGGAACCACCGAUCCUAAAUCUGAAGACAUUUGUGAAGCAUAUGAUGGAGAGAUAAAAGGAAUUGAUAAAAGUGACUUUAGCAACUCAAUGAGCUCUUUUGCUGUCGAUCAAGUAUGGGCUGUAUACGACACUAGAGAUGAUAUGCCAAGGAUCUAUGCUCAGAUCAGAGGAAUUUUUAACGCCCAGUUGAGUUUGCAGGUGACAUUACUUGAACAUGUGAAAACCACAAAAGAUGAGAGAUCUAUUCCUGUUGCUUGUGGGAGGUUUGAAUAUGGAGAUACAGAGAUCAAAAGCCACUUGAUGUUUGCUCACGAGAUGCAAUACAUCAAAUGUGGCAAAGAUAUCAUUGUGAACCCGAGAAAAGGCGAAACAUGGGCUCUUUUUAGAGACUGGAAUACAAGUCACUCGGAUAUACACGAGCCUCCUUAUAGAUACGACUUUGUGGAAGUCAUCUCCGAUUUUGACGAUCGUCUAGGCAUUGCAGUGGCAUAUAUGGGGAGAGUUGAAGGAUUUUUAUCGGUUUUUAACCAUGCUGAGCAGCAUGGACUCAUCAAGAUGAUGAUCUCACCGGAGGAAAUGCAGAGAUUUUCUCAUAAAGUUGCAUCUGUUAAAUUGAGUGGAGAAGAGAAAGCUGGUUCUUUUGUGCUAAACCCUGCUGCUGCACCGAGCUACCAUCCUUUGCUUGAGGAAGGUCAAGAUGGGUCUACAAAAGAUCUGCCCAUUAUAAUAGAUUGA
Molecule: messenger RNA, 1761 nt
Organism: Arabis nemorensis
Lineage: Eukaryota; Viridiplantae; Streptophyta; Magnoliopsida; Brassicales; Brassicaceae
Source: the annotation of a GenBank genome assembly